CGAACUCCCCAAUCCCCCCGACCCGGUGCCCGUUUCCGAUCCUCCGCAGCGGAAUCCCGCGGAACUGCCAUGUUGUCCGCGUUCUGGCGCCAUAUUUCCCGUCUCAGUCUUGGCUGAAGUAUUUGCUUACGAUUGAAAUUGUGAUCGGCGCGAUGGACCCCCCGACUCCGGCCCCGCGGCCGUCCACGCCUCCGCCGCCGCCGCCGCCGCCCGAGCCGCCGGUCGCGCGCCGUCUGUCGGUGCGCAACACGCCGACGCUGCGCAGCGCGCGGCGCGAGCAGCUGGCGGAGGCGCGCGAAGAGACGGAGGCGGCCGCCGAGCCGGCCGAGGCGCCGCCAGAGCACGAGAGCAAGGACGUGAAACCCAGCCCGGCCCGCUCCGCCUGCCGAAAACGCGCCAGAGAUACGACAGAAGACGAUAAAAAGCCAGAAGGCCCGCCGGAGAAAAGCAAAAGGACCUGGGAGAAGUGGUCACCGUCAGAUAAGACGGUAUUCUUUGAAGCUCUGAAUGACUUCGGUAAGAACUUCCAGGCACUGCAGAACUACAUUGCCAAGAAGAAAAUGAAGAACAAGGCUGGUCAAGAUCAAGUCCGCAACCGUGAUCAGAUUCGCUUCUUUUACUACAGGACUCUGAACAAAAUCUCCAAAUACGUCCAGUUUCCUCCAGACGUGAAGCGUUCCAUCCAGGAGAUCUACCUGCUGGUCAACUACGGCGAGCUGCGGAAGCGGAUCGGCAUGUUGAACGAGCGCAGUGGACAGCGCCUGAACGAGCUAGUUUACCGCGGCAGCACCACCGUCCGGCUCCGGGGCAAGACGUACCGCAUCCGCACGCCCGUCUGCCGCGCGCUGAAGAAAAUCAACAGGAUCCAAGACCCGGCUGAGGAGCCGUUCGUCCGUCUGCCGGCUCGUACCCAGCUGGAGCUCACACCGGCCACCAACGAGGCCUGGUACCACGUGCAGUCUCUGUCUCACAACCCGCGACUGCGUGCCACACUGCCGCUCCAGUAUCGGCUCAGAACGCUGGUAUUGGCCCUGGAGAAAAGAUGGAAAACCGAGGCCGACAGAGCUUUGGAGAAGGUGUGUGGUGACGAGCCUGCCCCUGUUCCGGCCCGUCGGCUCGUGCUACGUGCCACAUCCGACUACAAAUUGUCAGCUCAGGUGAUCCGUCCGGCGCCGCCAGCCCCCGUGGUCAACCUGAGCUUCGAGCGCUACCAGGAGCGGAUGAUGCUGCUCUCGGAGCCGCCGGCGCCGCGCACACCCACCCCCCAGCCGCCGCCCGCGCCGGCACCCACCACACCCGACUGUGGCGUCCGACUGAGCUUCGAGAACGUUCUGGAGGAGCUGCAUUCGGUGUCUGAGUCGGCGGGUGCGGGCAGUGCGGGGCCAAAGAAAGUUAGUGAGGAUGCGCCGUCGGCCGGAGCGAAACGAGAGUCCGCCUGUGAUGAGGCAGAGUCUGAGCUGUCACGACAGGAAGAGGUGAAACAAAAGGAGGCAAGGAAGCAGGAGGAAGCGCGACAAAGACAGGAAGAGGCGAAACAGAAGUUGGAGGAGGCGAGACAGAAACAGGAGGACGCUCGCAGGAGGCUGCGUCAGGAGCGGCUCAGGAAGCAGCUGGAGGAGGCGGAGCGGAGGAGGGACGAGGAGGAGCAGCGGGAGGAGCAGGAGCGGUCGCGGCUGGAGGAGGAGAGGAGGGAGGCCGAGAGGACACAGCGCAGUGAGCUGAACACGGGCUGGACGGCGGAGACGGCCGGCACCCGCACAGUCGGCGAGCUCUACAUGAUGGUGAAUCGUCCAGACACCAUCAAACUACAAUAUUUCUGGCUGCCGAAGAACGUCUCCCUCAAACAGCUGAACGCUGAGGGCAAGGAGGAGACGAAAGAGGAGACGAACGGGACGGCACCGACGGCUGAGGUGGUGCCGGCCGAGCCUGCGCCCUUCGGCGAGCCCUCCGACCAGCUGAAGAAGUGGGCGCUACAGGUGGCAGCGGCUCGGGCGCUCACCGAUACCACUGCCGUCGGGGCGGACAGCGAGGCCUCCCGCAAGGUGAAGAUGCUGACGUCGAUGCUGGCUCAGCUGUUAAACGUCGCACGGCUGGCCAAAAUAAAGACGGAAACACGGGGCCGCGUGUUCCCGGCCGGACCCCUGGUCACCACAGGUACCCAGACACCACCCAGCAUGGCGCACCGACCUCUCCCCGGCCGGGAGCCCCUCUACUACGUGGCGUCGGGACCGCGCCGGCCGGGCGGGCCUCAGGAGCCCGGCGCGCGGCGACCGAUCCCUAUCGCUCCAGCGAUGACCCGCGCGAGGCCUCAGCUGCCGGCGGCCGGCGCUGGGACGGACGCGGGUGUCAUGAGGCCUCCUCUGGAAACGGCGCUGCGCACUCUGCCUCGCUCCAACAACCGCGCCGGCCGGCCGGGCCGCAAGAGCCAGGUGGUGGUGCAGCGCAUGCUGCCGCUGGUGCCUCGGAAUCAGGGCGGCGGUGGCAUCUCCAUGGUCAACCUGCGACUGGUGGCCGGACAGACGCAGACUGCUGGCAGUUUCGUGCCCGUCUCCGUGCCUGUACCCGUCUCCUCGGCGGCCACUCCGGGUAUCACCAUCUCAAUGCCCGUACUGGACACCGGAGACACUAGGGCGCCCGCCCCCGCCCCCGCCCCUCCCCCACCGCCUCCUCCGCCCCCGCCCCAACCGGGAGGCGAGGAGCCCGCCGCGCCUCCGGUCCUCCACAUCCCGGAGAGGUCCUCCACUCCGGAGAGCCUGCCGCCGCCUCCGGAGUCGGAGUUUUCGCUGAACGGCGCCUCGUCAGAUGUGCUGAUGGAUGUCACGCUGGCCAACUCCAACUCCAGCUUCUCAGGUUUUCUGGCGUCGUUCGGCCGGGGCGGCGGUGACUCGUCGGUACUCCAGACCCCGACCCGGCCCCUCUGUGAGAACUCGCUGCCGAGGCCGUCCCCGCCGGCCAGUCCACGGGUCUGGAGCGAGAUGGGCGACUUUUCGUUGAGCAGCAUCCUGGGCCACCUGGAGACGAGCAAGCCGCCUUCGAAGGAGUCGCUCUCCGACCCUCUGGCCAUGACGGCAGAGGAGCUGGUGCGACACACCCCCGACAGCUUCGGCUCGCUCGAUCUCGCUGAGGUGGACGAGCCUGCUGCCGCAGCGCCCGCCAGCGGCUCCAGCCAGGGUCUGCCCACCUCCUUCCAGCUGUCCGACCUGAUCCCGGCCGCCUGCGAGGCACCGCUCGCCAGCGGCCAAUCGCCGCCCACCUGACCGGUGAGAGCCAAUCAACGGUCAGGCGACGGAACUGGGAGCCAAUGAAUGGUCAGAUGGCAAUACCGGGAGCCAAUCAGCGGUGAGGCGAUGACCUUGAGGGCCAUCAGCUGUCACAACCGGUCACUGAGAAACUAUCAGAGACCGACUGAGUCUACAAGGCCCUAACGCCGAAGAGUGACAUUUACCAGGUCGCCUGUGAACCAGCUUAUCCCAGAUAUUUGCCUUUCGAAGCGUGCUCGGCAUUUGGCGGUUGUUUGAGGUACCGAACGAGCCAGUAAUUGCUAGCGGGGACUGUGAUGUUUAUUUUGAAUGCCAUCAGCUCGCGUAUGUGUAUGUUUUUAGUCCGAGCUGGUAGAUCGGCAAUGAUCGGAGCUUGGGCUUUUUUUCUUUUUGUAUGAUCUCUAUAAUGGUGGCUUUGUUUUGAGUCAUCAUGACUUCAAAGAAGGCUCGAAAAUAACCCGCUUAACACGUUUGGGCAUUCGGUCUUGGUGUCACAGUGUUUCAUUUUUCAGCCUUUUUGGUGGCAAAUCACACCUAAUGGGGAAAAUAUUUUCAUCUCUAAAAUAUGAAUGACCAACUUUACUUCAUCUCUGAAAAGAGUUUCAUGUAUUCCCAACAGCCAGUUCACUUGUCACUUGACAGUUGAUGCACCCACAUCCUUUUGUUCCACACCCUGUCAAGAUCCUGACAUGAAAUCCUGGUUUAUCAGUUAGCAUAAAAAUUGGCAUUACACCAUUUUGCAAAAAUACUGCAGUUAUUUACUCUCUUUUUUCAUCCUAAGAUUUUUUUCUUCAUCGGCACACCCAACCAAUAUCCAAUUUUAGAACACUGUGGUGUCAACUUGCCAACUGCGGUAAGCUAGAUUUAAAAUCACCUAUGCUGUUUUCCUUCAAGACAAGAUCCUUUUCGCGGCUAUUCUGGUCAUUUUUCAGUUUCAUUUUAGGUUGCUGUGAUCUGGGCAUUGCCAUUUGUCGCCUGGACAGCUUUAAUCACUCCCUUCUUCGGCAUACUGCUAUCCGUUAACGAUUCUGCGUGUGGCGUACAUAAAGUGGCUGAUUGUGCUUUGAGGCAAUGAAGCUCUUCACGCUUGGGCAGGGUCAGCAAGAAGUGCGCUUGAAGGGAUUGUCUUUCACUGCUGCUGUCGCUGAACAGGGCAAGUUUUGUGGGCGAGUUUUAUGUAUUGUGCGGAAUUUUGUGUAAGCUGUGACCUUUUUGAACUUCGUGAAGAGAAUGUUUGCGUUUGAGAGCUGAGUAGGCUCUUACGCAUUUUCGUGAGUCUUGCUAAUGGAGUCGUAUUGUUUUGGCAUUAAAACACGCACAGUGUUCUCAUUUCAUUCAUGCUUAUUCAAGACACACUUUUCGUUGAACGUGGUAGUUAACGUGUCAUCAGAAACUUUUGAAAUGCAGAGCGAAGGCGGGUGAAGAACGGACCCGGCUCUGUCUUAGUACAAAUGUGCGCCGCCAGGCGGCGUUGGCAUCGCUAGCAAUUCUCGGCAGCAAUCGGUGAUCGCUCGAUCAUGAAAAGUACAACUGAACGGCUAGGAGCGGGUGUGUCCAUCGUGCGAGGUGGCUCGCCGCCAUAUUCGGAGCCGCGAAUGUGCGACGUAUUGUACACAUUGCAAUGUUAGUGUUCGAUGAAGAAAAGACAUGCGCACGGAAUUUACCUACCAAUAUACCUUUCAAAGGAG
Messenger RNA from Amphibalanus amphitrite, 4948 nucleotides. Its product is annotated as protein cramped-like. The record is from RefSeq and is a predicted model, not a curated record. The coding region runs from base 153 to 3257 and encodes 1034 amino acids. Gene Ontology annotation, cellular component: nucleus. The transcript has 13 exons. Gene Ontology annotation, biological process: pattern specification process. NCBI's taxonomy places the organism in Eukaryota, Metazoa, Arthropoda, Thecostraca, Balanomorpha, Balanidae. Gene Ontology annotation, molecular function: chromatin binding.